Molecule: messenger RNA, 1614 nt
Organism: Phytophthora nicotianae INRA-310
Lineage: Eukaryota; Oomycota; Peronosporomycetes; Peronosporales; Peronosporaceae
Exons: 1
Coding region: 41-1522 (493 amino acids)
Biological process (GO): UDP-N-acetylglucosamine biosynthetic process
Molecular function (GO): UDP-N-acetylglucosamine diphosphorylase activity
Source: RefSeq, a predicted model, not a curated record
CCAAAUUGGAUACUUUGACACGUGGCCUUCCUCGCGCGAAAUGGAAAGCUCUAACUCAAUGGCGAGCGCCGACUCCAUUCCAGCUUCGCUUCGAAAAUCGUAUGAAAAUGCGGGCCAGGGUCAUGUCUUCCGUUUUGUCGAUGCCGGCAAGGUCACUGCGCAGGAUGCAUCUGUACUAGUGGAAAGUCUCCAACAGUAUGAGCCACACCAGAUUGCGAAUCUGUUCGAUCGAUCGACCAAGGCUGACAGCGUGGCGAGUGCGGCAGCUGAUGAAGUGACACCACUAGAAGAAGGAGUGGUGCAUCAGCUGACUGAGACUGCACCAGAAUUGAAGAAGAAAUGGCUCGACCUGGGUCUUGAGGCUGUUUCGAAAGGCAUGACAGGUGCUUUGAUACUCAGCGGAGGGCAAGGCACGCGUCUAGGCUUCGCUGGCCCCAAGGGCAUGUACGAUAUCGGCCUCCCAUCCGGAAAGUCGCUCUUUGAGAUCUUCGCGUUGCGGGUUCUAAAGGUGCAGGAGCUGGCACAGACUCGCUUCAAUCUAAGCGAAUCACCUAAAAUCCCGCUGCUUAUCAUGACCAGCGAGAUGAACCACGAUACAACCGUGUCCUUCUUCCGUGACAACAAAUAUUUCGGUCUCUCACAGGAUCAGCUUCAUUUCUUCCGCCAGGGAACACUACCGUGUUUUACGGACGACGGCAAGUUCAUUCUCGAGACAGCGAGUCAGUUGGCAAAGGCUUCGGACGGAAACGGCGGUAUUUACCCAGCUUUAAAGCGCAGUGGAAUGCUUGAUCUCCUUACUGCGCGCAAUGUGCAAUAUCUGCACGUGUUUUCGGUGGAUAAUGUGCUCUGCAAGGUGGCAGACCCAGUGUUUAUCGGCUACUGCAUCGACCAGGACGCCGACUGCGCCAACAAAGUGGUGUGGAAGACUCGUCCCGACGAGAGUGUGGGUGUCGUGGCCAAGCGCAAUGGAGCUUACUGUGUGGUGGAGUAUUCAGAGCUUGAUCGUGCUGCGUCAGAGCAGGUGGAUCCUCAUACCGGCAAGCUCAGCUUCGGUGCUGCCAACAUUUGCAACCACUUCUUCCGUCUCGACUUCCUCCAGCGCUGCUGCAACCAGAACGACGCUAUAUAUCACGUAGCUAAGAAGAAAAUCCCGUACGUGAAUGACGAGGGCACGGCUACGAUCACUCCGACGAGCAACACAGGCAUCAAGCUCGAGACUUUCAUCUUUGACGUCUUCCCACUGUCCAAAAGCAUGAAGGUGCUGGGUGUGGCUCGUGAAGAUGAAUUCGCUCCUGUCAAGAACGCGCCGGGGAGCGCCUCGGACUCUCCGGACUCUGCGCGUCAACUCAUUUCGGAGCAGUGUAAGCGCUGGCUGGUGGACGCAGGUGCGACCUUCGCGGACAGCUCGUCCGACGCAGUCUGUGAGAUUCUACCGACUCUGUCGUACAAUGGCGAGGGUCUCGAAGGCGUUGCGCGCGCGAAGUCUCCGAUCCAGCUCCCUAUUGUUCUUAGACGCGAUUGAAGACACUUGUAGAGCAGUUUGUAACCUGCAAAAAUGAAUUUGAUUCUUUCUCUUAUCGCUCAACCUGGUAGGGGAGCAUUAAGCUAACACAA